Molecule: messenger RNA, 1719 nt
Organism: Malus domestica (apple)
Lineage: Eukaryota; Viridiplantae; Streptophyta; Magnoliopsida; Rosales; Rosaceae
Product: tRNA (carboxymethyluridine(34)-5-O)-methyltransferase
Biological process (GO): tRNA wobble uridine modification; tRNA methylation
Cellular component (GO): cytoplasm; nucleus
Molecular function (GO): S-adenosylmethionine-dependent methyltransferase activity; tRNA binding; tRNA (5-carboxymethyluridine(34)-5-O)-methyltransferase activity
Source: RefSeq, a predicted model, not a curated record
UACGCCCUACGCUUGUUCACUUCGUAACUUACUCUCUCACUGUGCCCACCACCUCCCUCGUGGCUCCCUCUGCGAGAAACCCUAAUUGAAUCAGUCACACCUCACAAGACAAGCAAAGAGGAAGCAAAUUUCAUACCAUUCGGAUUGGAUUCGCGCCACUUCUUCAGCUCCUCACCAUAACAAAGCAAGCUUUUGGACUUCACCGUAUCCAUGUCUGCUGCAUCAGGUUAUUUUCUAAUUAGAUGCAUUGUUCUGGGUGAUGUUUUGUAACAUUCUAAAAGCAAGUAGAUGCUAUUAUCUGUCUAGAGAGGCCUUCCGUCUUCCCUCUGUGAUCAUUGGUAGUGUUUCUUAUUCAGGAAUCUUCACUACCAUGAGAGAAGUCAAGGUUAAAGGUGCGUCUGGUUCUUGUUCUCUGGAUUCUGGUGAAGAAUCUCAGAUCCUACAAUCUGAAUCGGCUAGUGACAGCCAUAGACAGGCAUCCUUAAAUGUGCAGUUCACUCCUGAAAUAGAAAAGAAGUAUGUCCAUCAUGUUUAUGAUGCUAUCGCACCUCAUUUUAGUUCAACCCGGUUUGCUAAGUGGCCAAAAGUAGCCAAUUUUCUAUCUUCCUUACCUUCAGGAUCUCUUGUUCUUGAUGCGGGAUGUGGGAAUGGGAAGUACUUGGGAUUUAAUCCUGAUUGUUUUUUCAUUGGAUGUGAUAUAAGUGCUCCUCUUAUCAAAAUUUGUGCAGAUAGAGGGCAUGAAGUGUUGGUUGCAGAUGCCGUAGACCUUCCAUAUAGAACUGGUUUUGGUGAUGCAGCUAUAUCCAUAGCUGUAUUACAUCAUCUCAGUACGGAGGGUAGGAGGAAGAAAGCAAUUGAAGAGUUGAUCCGAGUUGUGAGAAAGGGUGGCUUAGUUCUAAUAACAGUUUGGGCUGUAGAACAAGAAGAUAAAUCAUUAGUUGCAAAAUGGACUCCACUUACCGAAAAGUAUGGAGAAGAGUGGAUAGGACCUGGUAGUCCUCAUGUUCGUAGUCCUUCAUCUCGCACAUUGCAAAGCAUCCCAGAAACAGAGGAGAGUAGUUUGGGAGAGUGUAAGAAAGAGUCCGACCAGAGUGCUACACAGAGUUUGCAAGAAAAAACCUCUCAAAGUGAGAGUUAUUUGGGGACUUCUUGUGAUGUGAAAGAUGCAAAUGAUCAACAAGAAUAUUUUGUCCCCUGGCACUUGCCAUAUCACCGUGCUGAAGUAAGUGGUGCUUCUGCUUGCGCUCUUGCAAAUGGCCUUGCAAAGAAAGAUGAUAAAAAGGGUGCUGUUGUGUACAACAGAUAUUACCAUGUUUUCAUUGAAGGCGAGCUUGAAAGAUUAGUAGCUGGGAUGAAAGACGCUGUAAUUGUUGAUCGAUUUUUCGACAAAUCCAACUGGUGCAUUGUCCUCAAGAAAACGUUAUGAUAACCUGGACCAAUUAAUCCUUGCGGGUUAAGGUUUGCCAGUGAGUGUGCAGCCUGGAACAGCCAAGGAGAAGAUGCACUACUCUGAGCUCCUGAAAAUUCGUUAGUUUCGAAUGUGCCAUAGAAAAAAACUGGUUUGUGACUCUUAAGGAAUUGUUUUUGAUUAAUGCCUUUAUUGGAGGUGGUUGACGCUGCAGUUUGCAGCAAGCUUAAGCUGUGGAUGUUGUUUUCUGCACAUGGAAAGAAGAAUCCAACGUUACCUUUAUUUGUUAUUUCUAGUUUCUCAUUAAAUGC